CGGCUACCUUAGAGGCGUGAGGGGCCGGCGCCCAGGCCGCUGGCGGGGGCGCGGCUGGAGCGUGUGGGGCGUGUGGGGCGGGGCCGGCGGGGCCGGCGGGGCCGGCGGGUCGGGAGCGCCGCAGUCGCCCCGGCUGGUCCCAAGCUGAGCAGCCGCUUGGCCGGCUGUUCCCUGCAGCGGCUGCAGGGGUGGCCCCGGCGCGCGGCCCUUCACCAUGUACACCUUCGUGGUGCGCGACGAGAACAGCAGCGUUUACGCCGAGGUCUCUCGGCUGCUGCUCGCCACCGGCCACUGGAAGAGGCUACGGCGGGACAAUCCCAGGUUCAACCUGAUGCUGGGAGAAAGGAACCGACUGCCCUUCGGGAGACUGGGUCACGAGCCUGGAUUGAUGCAGUUGGUGAAUUACUACCGGGGUGCCGACAAACUGUGUCGCAAAGCUUCCUUAGUGAAGCUCAUCAAGACGAGCCCAGAACUGGCUGAGUCCUGCACGUGGUUCCCGGAGUCCUAUGUGAUUUACCCAACUAACCUCAAGACCCCAGUUGCUCCAGCUCAGAACGGAAUCCACCCACCAAUCCACAGCUCCAGGACAGAUGAAAGAGAAUUUUUCCUGACUUCUUAUAACAAAAAGAAAGAAGAUGGAGAGGGCAAUGUUUGGAUUGCAAAGUCAUCGGCUGGAGCCAAAGGUGAAGGCAUCCUCAUCUCCUCAGAGGCUACAGAGCUGCUGGAUUUCAUAGACAACCAGGGCCAGGUGCACGUGAUCCAGAAGUACCUUGAGCGCCCUCUGCUGCUGGAGCCAGGCCAUCGCAAGUUUGACAUCAGAAGCUGGGUCUUGGUGGAUCAUCAGUAUAACAUCUACCUCUACAGAGAGGGUGUGCUUCGGACUGCUUCAGAACCGUACCAUACAGAUAAUUUCCAAGACAAAACCUGCCAUUUGACCAAUCACUGCAUUCAGAAGGAGUACUCGAAGAAUUAUGGGAAGUAUGAAGAAGGGAAUGAAAUGUUCUUUGAGGAGUUCAAUCAGUACCUCACAAGUGCUUUGAACAUUACCCUGGAAAGUAGUAUCUUACUACAAAUCAAACAUAUAAUAAGGAGCUGCCUCCUGAGCGUGGAGCCCGCCAUCAGCACCCGGCACCUGCCUUACCAGAGCUUCCAGCUCUUCGGCUUCGACUUCAUGGUGGAUGAGGACCUGAAGGUGUGGCUCAUCGAAGUCAAUGGCGCCCCUGCUUGUGCUCAGAAGCUCUACGCUGAGCUGUGCCAGGGCAUCGUGGACAUAGCCAUAGCCAGUGUCUUCCCGCCCCCGGAUGCAGAGCAGCAGCAGCAGCCCCCGCCGGCCGCUUUCAUCAAGCUAUGACAGAGGGAGGUGCCCCGAGCUGCCUUGGAAGAAGCAGGAGGGGGCCCUGGCCCGUGGAAGGAGAAACUCGAUACCAAGCCAAACAGGAGGAAGAGCAGCAACUUGCAGAGACACGACCAUAGAAGAACAGGCAGCUUCCCUGAGGAGUGGUCACCCAGGGUUUCUGGGUGUCGCGCUCAGCACUGCUACUGAGAUUCAAAACCGAAACAAAUUUCUCUAAGGAGAGAGCAAAAUAUUCUCCUCUAAGGGGAAAAAAACAGGGAUGUGCUUGUUUUGGGUCCCUGUCCUUUGAAAAAUCGGAUUUUUAUCCUAAGGCAGCACUGGGAGUAGCGCCCCUCCCACCAGGGGUGGCAGCUGUGGGACCUGGUUGAUGUCUGUCCACCUGCUGCGUUAGUGCCUUAGCUCUGUGCCCAUCUGCCACCUCCUACCUGGGUGGGGACGGGAUGUGAGAGCGGCUGGGAGGUUGCCGGUGUUCCCCCUCCACGACACCCCGCCCCAGGGGAGUCUGGACAAGCACGCACCCACACCCCUUGGUUUGUAGCUGAGGGACUUUCUCCCCCAGGUCCCAUGGCAUUUGCUCGAUUGCCAUUCAGGGUUAGCAUGGGCUGGGCAUCAAACAGCCAACACCACCCUGGGUUUGAUAUCUGCAUGUUUCAGAAAUUGAGCAGCAAGUUUGCCACAAACCCGUAAGCAUCCAAUACGCAUGAGAGAGGGGAAAAAAAAAACAAAACAUGAUGUCUUGCUUUAUUUACUAGUUGGAUGGGGGGGCUCUUUGAAAUGUGAUGAUUCUCUGUGCUCUUGCUUUUAGGCAGAAUUCUAUCUGCCCUUGUGCCAAGUUCCCUUUUGUUCAGGUUUUUUUGGUGGAGGGUAAACUUCUAUUAAGAACCCCUCAAAGCUCAGAAGAGGGUAGAAUCCGCUGCCCCAGGGGGCUCUUCCCCACUGUUCUCGUUGCUCUCCAAGCACCUUCUUUGGGAGCUGAACAGGCAGGUUUUUCUCUGACCCCGAGGGCCACAUUCAGGUGGAGGCUCUGAAUCAGGGUACGUCUUGCCUGAACUGGAGAGUCUCUUAAAAUGGGAAAGAUAUGGUUUCAGAGCUAUGCGGGGCAUCUCGCACAUCACCAGAUGUUGAUAGUGUCCCGUUAGGUGGAGUUUCCACUCUCAGGAUGGAUGAAUAUUGUGCAGACUGUUCAGGAGGCCACAUCAUGAGCAGGAGGAAGACCCAGAUGCCAUCUAUGAAGAGUGUGCUGGGAAUCAGGCCCACUGACAAGGCCCCCCCCUCCCCAGAGUUCCUCCCCAGCCCUCCCCCUGCCAUAUGUGUGCUCUAUUAUUCGUCUGUACUUGGCAUGAUUCGUUUCUACUUGUAGAAAAGAGUUCUGCAGUCAGGGGAGACUUUUUUUUACAAAGAGCAGGAAAAGCAACACCUCAAACAUGAUGAGAUGGGGGUGUUUUCCAUGAAAAAAAGGAGUAAUGAUAGAAAUGAUGUCACAGAUGCAGCCAUGGGUAUGGGAUGUGACCAGGUUAGGUUGGGUGAAGUGGAGGAAGACCCCAGGGGCUUGGCUCCUGGGAGUUUGGAAUUACAAAACAAAUAUUCUGAGUGGUUACCCAGAAUAGAUAGAUAACCAAGUUUGCAUCCGGAGCAAACUAAAACAGUCAAGUGUUAAGGGAGCCCCAGGAGGCCCAGCUCAGCUGAUGGGUUGGUGUUUGGGAACUUGUGAGCAGACCCAUUUAGAAAGUAUAAAGUCCUGGGGACUUGGGAAUGCUACGUGGGCUGGUGAUGGGGACAUGGAGGAUUUUGUAAUGCUGUCAAACACGUGAAUUUGUAAUGAUUGGGCUGAAAUUAAAGAGACAUUCAAGAGUUUUCCAGCUCUUACGGUGACAAGGCUCACCAUUCAGAUAUUAGGAAGGCUGUGGGUCUCAAUGGGUUUUCUAAGAAACAAAUCAAUAACAUAUGCAUGAGGCUUUAAAAAGAAAAAUCUGCUUCCUUCCUCACAUAGUUUCAAAUAAGGAUCUCUUUUAUGCAGUUAUUUCUGAUGAGCUGGGAUGGGGGACUCAGAACUCUUCCACACCCUUUGGUGACGUCCUUGGAGCAGGUGGUCAUGGUCUUGCCUUGCCCCACCCCCACCCUGCUCCCCCCC
Messenger RNA from Phacochoerus africanus (Common warthog), 3485 nucleotides. It is a transcript of the gene TTL, whose product is annotated as tubulin tyrosine ligase. Lineage: Eukaryota; Metazoa; Chordata; Mammalia; Artiodactyla; Suidae. Gene Ontology annotation, biological process: protein modification process. The transcript has 7 exons. Bases 215 to 1351 code for a protein of 378 amino acids. The record is from RefSeq and is a predicted model, not a curated record.